Molecule: messenger RNA, 1508 nt
Organism: Gossypium raimondii (Peruvian cotton)
Lineage: Eukaryota; Viridiplantae; Streptophyta; Magnoliopsida; Malvales; Malvaceae
Product: flap endonuclease 1-like
Exons: 10
Coding region: 1087-1398 (103 amino acids)
Molecular function (GO): 5'-flap endonuclease activity; 5'-3' exonuclease activity
Source: RefSeq, a predicted model, not a curated record
AAAUUUCCCCCUAAAACCCAUAACUUUGCAAACAAAAUGAAAAAAAAGAAGAGGAAAAUGGAGGCAGCAAAGAUGAUUCAGCACAAAAUUAGAGGAGUCCAGAACGACGCGCUGCGAUUCGUUCUCCACGGUGUUGAGAGCAACCUCGUCGGAUCUCACCUUCUCUAAUCUAUUUACGAAUCAGCAAUCCCUACUACCGUUUGUUUCCCUGGAAAAUAUAAGAGACUUAAUAUUAUUAUUUUGUUUGUUUAUUUGUGUGUGUGUUUCAUUUUGUUGUGUUCAUUACUCAGAUUUCAAACUCACACUUGAACAUAGUUCAUCGACCGCAUUAUAUUUUUGAAAAAAAAAGUGGUUUAGGGUUUUUGUUGCCAGAUGGUUCUUAUGAUUCUUAUAAACUCGACAAAAUGAUUCUUUUUUAAAUUCCUUAAAUUACCUAUCUCGCUGAUGUGAUUGUGGCUCUUUUAUCUCGGCUGGGUUGAAAACAGUUCUCCUCUCUGUUCGGUAACAAAGAAGCUCGUAUUCUCGUACUGGAUCUUGACAAUGUUGCCAAAACUACUAUUCUCUAUCGGCUUCAGAUGGGUGAGGUAGUCUCUACAAUUCCAACGAUUGGGUUUAAUGUAGAGACUGUACAAUACAACAACAUCAAGUUUCAAGUAUGGGAUUUAGGUGGUCAGACAAGCAUCAGGCCAUAUUGGAGAUGCUAUUUCCCAAAUACAUAAGCAAUAAUUUAUGUCACUGUUAAAGACAAGCAGUCACCAUAUAUAAGUGGCUAUGUUUAUCUAAUUUAUAUUUUUUAUUGUAAUUUUUAAGGACUAGUUUAGCAUAGUUAAGGAUUCAUUUAAUCAGAUUAUUAGGUUUAUUCUUUAUGAGCUUAUGCUAUUGAGCUAAAUUUGUUUAUGGAGUGGGCUAUACAAAUGCCAAAAAGUGAUGUUGGUUGUUAUAUUACAGGUUAAGGCAUGGCUUGCAGAUGAAAAAGAUGCUCGCCCCAUGAUUGCUUUAGAUUGCUAGCGAAUACGUCUCUAAUUCCAUCAACCUGUGUGUUCUCCUCGUUGUACUUUGGUUGUUAUAUCCCAAUAUAAGUUUGUGAUGGGUUGUAUGGGGACUAAAAUGCUCACCAAUGAAGCCGGUGAAGUUACCAGUCAUUUGCAAGGCAUGUUUACUCGGACAAUUCGACUUCUUGAAGCUGGGCUUAAACCUGUCUAUGUUUUUGAUGGGCAACCUCCAGAUUUGAAAAAACAAGAACUUGCUAAGCGUUACUCAAAGAAGGCAGAAGCUACUGAAGGUUUGCAAGAAGCCAUGGAGAUCGUCGGAUACAAGUUGUCGAUUGGAUUGGCUUUGGAGAUCACUCUAUCCGAAAACUUGAUCAAUAACCAUCUGUUAACUUUAUUCUGGUUAUAAGUGGCAUGUAAAUAGGAUUUUGGUAUAUAUAUGUCAUAAGUAUUAUGGAUAUGUUUUGUGUUAAUUGAAAUAGGAGAUGUGUUUAUUGAUAUGAAUCUUAAUUAGUAUUU